AUUCUGAGAUUGUACAAUCACUAUCGCACAUACAGAAAGUCAAUAAGAGAAUAUCUGGUGCAACUGAUGGAAGCAAGUCAAGUGCAAUUUGAUGAAGAAUUACUCAAAAAAGCUGAAGAAGAAGACUAUACAAAAUGUUGGAAUAUCAAUGAGGAAUGGAAUAAAGAAGUAGGAAAAGUGAGACAAAUUCGUUUGGAGAAACAACACCAAGAACGUAAACAACAAACUCUCCAAAUUAUUAGUGAGAAAAAAGAACGUCACAGACAAAUGAUGGAGAAAAUUGAAGAAAGAGUGAAAAAAGCCAAGAUCGAGGCGGAUACCUUCAUUACGCGUGAAAAUAUUGAUCGUGCAAUUGAAGAGGCUUUAGCUAAUGUUGUGGAUUAUAAUGCAGCAAUUGAUAAGGAAGGCAAUUUUUAUAGAAAAAAUGUGACUAGCGAACAACAGGCUUCAGUUUAACAAUGAUAAUUUCAUUGGAUAAAGUUUAUUAUAUCCUUCGAAAAGACUUUUUCAUUUUGCAAACCUAAUAUACUGUAUGUAGAGAUCAUAAUCAUCAUCGUUACCACCAUUUAUCUUAAAAAAAAAAAAAAAAAAAAAAUUAAAAAAAAUGACAUUUUUCUAUACAUAUUUUUUUUCCACAUACAAGAUUCUUACCACCCUACAUCUACAACUUUUACACAUCAUACCUCACCAUAUCCUCUUUGGAGCUGGGAUCGAAAGAGAAAGAAGGAUUCAAUUAUUUCUCGAAAGUAAAAAUUGUUGGGACAAAAUUUUUACUCAACUCGGCAAAAAAUUCUUUGGCAUUUAUAUAUAGAUAAUAUAUUUCUCAGAUGAGACAACUCGACGGGUUUCUCGCAUUUAAUGAAUUUCACUCGAUUAUUGAAAUGCAAUGAGAAAUUUUGUAAUGAUGGAUGAUAUCUAUAAAUUUGCCGGCUUGGCUUUUAUUUAUGUUUGCCGAACGUUGGUAUUAAUAUUGUUGAAUAUGAUUGAAUAAAUCCUGAUUGUGUGCGUACA
Messenger RNA from Diachasma alloeum, 1011 nucleotides. RefSeq names its product probable 28S ribosomal protein S26, mitochondrial. The transcript is spliced from 2 exons. The annotation marks the transcript as partial. The record is from RefSeq and is a predicted model, not a curated record. Lineage: Eukaryota; Metazoa; Arthropoda; Insecta; Hymenoptera; Braconidae. Gene Ontology annotation, cellular component: mitochondrial small ribosomal subunit.